This is a messenger RNA of Trifolium pratense (red clover), 2011 nucleotides long. Its product is annotated as IAA-amino acid hydrolase ILR1-like 6. Gene Ontology annotation, molecular function: IAA-Ala conjugate hydrolase activity. The transcript is spliced from 5 exons. The coding region runs from base 216 to 1646 and encodes 476 amino acids. Gene Ontology annotation, biological process: jasmonic acid metabolic process; auxin metabolic process. Lineage: Eukaryota; Viridiplantae; Streptophyta; Magnoliopsida; Fabales; Fabaceae. The record is from RefSeq and is a predicted model, not a curated record. Gene Ontology annotation, cellular component: endoplasmic reticulum.
CGUUCUUAAUCAACAAAUCAAUAAAUUUAAAGUAAUCUCUUUCACUCUCUCUCCGUCCAUUAUUUUAAGUUCUUUUAUCCCCACGUGUUAUAAUUCUCCAUAAUCUUUUUCUAUCUCUCAUCUCUUCUUCAUUACUCUCUCUCUCUCUCUCUCUCUCUCUCUCUCUCUCUCUCUCUUUUCUCUACUCUGUUUUUUCAGCAGAAAACUAAAACAAAAUGAAAUUCCGAAACUCUUCGUUUCACUUUCCGAUCAAAUUUUUAAUAACCGUUAUAAUUCUAGAACACUUAACGGUUUCAAUCGCCGUGAAAAUACCUUCCGCCGCUUACGACCGCGUUUUGUUCUCCGAUCGGAGAUGCAGCGAUCGGGAUAACAAAGAGUUAACUAUAACCUUAUGCAAAAACAAGACGCUGAGAGGGAAGACGGCAACAAACUGCGAAGUUUGGAGCGAGGCAUGUUCGGAGGCGGUGUUCAACGUAGCACGGCGGCCGGAGACAGUUGAGUGGUUGAAAAGUGUUCGGAGGAAGAUUCAUGAGAAUCCGGAGUUGGCUUUUGAGGAAAUCGAGACGAGCCGUUUGAUUAGAGAAGAGUUGGAUCUGAUGGAAGUUAGUUAUCGGUAUCCUCUCGCGAAAACCGGUAUUCGUGCCUGGAUCGGUACUGGUGGACCGCCUUUUGUUGCAGUUAGAGCUGACAUGGAUGCACUUCCCAUACAGGAAGGUGUGGAAUGGGAGUUCAAGUCUAAAGUAGCUGGCAAAAUGCACGCUUGUGGGCACGACGCACAUGUGGCGAUGCUUAUUGGUGCUGCCAAGAUCUUGAAAACUCGGGAGCAUUUAUUAAAGGGGACUGUAAUUCUGUUAUUUCAACCUGCAGAGGAAGCCGGUAAUGGUGCAAAACGAAUGAUACAGGAUGGUGCUUUGGAGGAUGUGGAAGCUAUAUUUGCAGUUCAUGUAUCCCAUCAACUUCCAACAGGUGUAAUUGGGUCGAGGCCUGGACCCCUGUUGGCUGGUUGUGGUUUUUUCAGAGCUGUGAUUAGUGGGAAAAGCUCCCUUGCUGCGAACUCGCACCAGUAUGCUGAUCCAGUUUUGGCCGCUUCAGCUGCAGUUAUAAGCUUACAGGGCAUUGUCUCCCGCGAAUCAAAUCCAUUGGAUUCACAUGUUGUGUCUAUAACUGUCUUUAAUGGAGGCAAUAGUCAUGACAUGAUAGCAGAUAAGGUGGUCAUCGGUGGGACCUUCAGAGCAUUUUCUAACAGCAGUUUUUACCAUCUGCUAAAAAGAAUAGAGCAGGUGAUUGUGGAACAGACUAGUGUCUACAGGUGCUCUGCAGAAGUUGACUUCUUUGAAAAAGAGUACACUAUUUACCCUCCGAUGGUUAAUGAUGACCAAAUGUAUGAGCAUGUGAAAAAAGUGUCCAUCGAUUUGCUGGGUCAAGAGAAUUUCAGAGUAGUCUCACCUGUGAUGGGUGCUGAAGAUUUCUCUUUUUACUCUCAGGUGGUUCCUUCAGCUUUCUUUUACAUAGGGAUAAUGAAUGAAACACUAGGCUCUAUUCACACGGCACACUCUCCGCAUUUCAUGAUUGAUGAAGAUGCUCUACCAAUCGGAGCUUCUGUUCAUGCCACUGUUGCAGAGAGGUACCUCAUCGAACAUGGUUAAUAUUGGAACAAUCCAUUCCAUUUUGUACAAAACUGGUACACUAGUUUAUCCUUCCGCCUCAUGUUCUCUGUUUAUUUGUUGCUUGAGGUUGGAAUGGUAGAAACCAGGUUAUCAUUUCUUUGUGUAGAAGGUAGGUUCAAAAUAGGAAAGAAAAGAGAGGGAGGGUUGGAGGAAAUAUAUAAAUGUAAAAAAUCUGUUUACCGUUUCUGAAGAUGUCCUUUAGUAUAAACUAUUAAUAAUUUAUAAGCACAUUCUAUUGAGAUUAGGCUUCCGCUAUACUGGCAAAACUUACAAUGCCAGCGGACUGAGGAUAAGAGAGUAAACAAAGGAAUAGUUAGUAUGGUUAUGCAAUUUACUUUUAUCGA